Molecule: messenger RNA, 1097 nt
Organism: Nicotiana attenuata
Lineage: Eukaryota; Viridiplantae; Streptophyta; Magnoliopsida; Solanales; Solanaceae
Product: peptidyl-prolyl cis-trans isomerase CYP21-1-like
Exons: 7
Coding region: 171-857 (228 amino acids)
Biological process (GO): protein peptidyl-prolyl isomerization
Cellular component (GO): intracellular membrane-bounded organelle
Molecular function (GO): peptidyl-prolyl cis-trans isomerase activity
Source: RefSeq, a predicted model, not a curated record
CUGUACUUGCAUUUAAAGCAACAUAUACUAUUCCCUUAACAUAAAUUCCCAGUAGAUUUACAGAUAGUUUCUGAUUCUACCGCAAAGGGUGUGCUUAGUUAGUUGACAGUUGAUGAACAUAGCUGAAACAAUCUUCAAAAGUGUAUUUAGGCGAAAAAGCGGAGAAACAGAUGGGUAAAGAGAUGUCACUUCUAUUACAGCCGCGAUGCCUAGUGAUCUUCUUUGUGGCUUUAGUUCUCGUCUUUCUUGCUUCCUCUCUCUGGCUAAAGGGAGAGGAAAAGACAGAAAGGGUUUAUGAAAUUACUCACAAAGUGUUCUUGGAUGUUGAUAUAGAUAAACAACGUAUAGGAAGAAUUGUGAUUGGAUUAUAUGGACUUGUUGUACCAAAAACUGUUGAUAAUUUCAGGGUUUUGUGCACAGGAGAAAUGGGCAGAACUGCUGAUGGAAUAGCUCUUCACUACAAGGGAAAACUAUUUCAUCGUGUAAUACCUGGGUUCAUGAUUCAAGGAGGUGAUGUUGUGUAUGGCGAUGGAAGGGGAAAUGCUUCCAUAUACGGUGGUCCCUUUCCUGAUGAGAGUUUCACGAUAAAGCAUGCCCAUGCAGGUGUUGUUUCCAUGGCGAACUCAGGACCCAACUCCAAUGGCUGUCAGUUCUUUAUACCCACAAUAAAGACAAGCUGGUUGGAUGGGGAGCAUGUUGUAUUUGGCAAAGUUAUUGAAGGUAUGGACACGGUAUAUGCAAUAGAGGGCGGAGCAGGAACCUACAGUGGGAAACCUAGGAAAAAGGUGAUCAUUGCAGACUCUGGGGAAAUACCAAAGAGCGAGUGGGAUGCAGAGAACCAGAGUGCAACAUCUUAAAGGAUAGAGCGAAGUUUGAACUCACUAACCUACCCUGUAUAUUUUGACAUAUGUUAUUUUGUUUUUUAUCAAGAAACUUGUUUCUAUGAUGCUAAUUAUCUUUCCAGAUUGAUCUCUUUAACCUUCUCUUACAUAAGUUAUUGUUUUCAUUCACAAUAACUGAUUGGAAUACUUGGUACUCCCAAAAUGUUAUAGAGAGAUUGAAGUGAAUGCAAAUUUGCCAUUUGUGGUUGUAACGCA